AUGCCACGGCUCUUGCUUUCUUUGCUUUUCUGUUUUACCAUUUCGGUAUCUUUUUUAAGUUGUUUUACAGUUGGAGAAGUGAUAACCUGCUCGGGAAUAGUGCCAAUGAGGUCCAGGAAUGACAAGAUAUCCAUAACGGAUUUUGGCGGUGUCGGUGACGGGAAGACACUGAAUACAAAGGCAUUUAGAGAGGCAAUAUACAGGAUCCAGCAUUUGAGAAGAACAGGUGGCACCUUGCUUUAUAUACCUCCUGGUGUGUAUUUAACAGAGAGCUUUAAUCUUACUAGCCACAUGACUCUCUAUUUGGCUAGAGGUGCUGUUAUUAAAGCAACCCAGGACACUUUUAACUGGCCUUUAAUUGCUCCUCUGCCAUCUUAUGGAAGAGGGAGGGAACGCCCUGGAGGAAGAUAUAUGAGCUUUAUUCAUGGAGAUGGACUUCAAGAUGUCAUCAUCACAGGUCUUUUAGUGUUGUUCAGAUUCAUUGAUAGACUAAUCUUGUUCAAGUUUGAAGUUGAAAUGCUUAAGGUGAAGAUGAAUUACAGUUCGAAGGAUUUGGUUGGUCUCCGGGUCUCAAAUGUUGAGGAAGCUGACUAUGCUGGUAAUGCCCUCUUGGUAGAUUGGCAUCAGCUUAGACUCUUUACUCUGUUUAAUGUUGUUAUUCGAUUUGUUACCAUCUUGGCUCCACCUGACUCCCCCAAUACUGAUGGAAUUGAUCCAGAUUCAAGCUCUAAUGUCUGCAUAGAAGAUUCAUUCAUUUCCACCGGAGAUGAUCUUAUAGCUGUAAAAAGUGGAUGGGACAAAUAUGGAAUUGCUUAUGAUCGUCCAAGCUCUGGCAUCACUAUCCGGAGGAUAACAGGAUCAUCGCCGUUUGCUGGAAUAGCAGUAGGAAGUGAAACCUCUGGUGGAGUGAAGAAUGUCCACGCUGAAAACAUAAACCUCUACAAUAUGGGAGUUGGCAUACAUAUCAAAACAAAUAUUGGAAGGGGAGGAUUCAUCAAGAACAUCACAGUUACUGAUGUGUACAUGGAAAAUGCUCGCAAGGGUAUAAAGAUUGCUGGUGAUGUUGGUGACCACCCAGAUGAAAGUUUCGACCCAAAUGCUCUACCAACUGUUCAUGGCAUCACCCUUAGAAGCAUAUGGGGUGAGAAGGUUCAGCAGCCGGGUUCAAUACAAGGCUUGAAGAACUCCCCUUUCACCGGGAUUUGUCUCUCUAACAUCAACCUUCAUGGUGUACCAGGACCCCGAUCCUCUCCAUGGACAUGUUCAGAUGUAAGCGGAGCUGCCGUCCAGGUAAGCCCAUGGCCAUGCUCGGAACUGACCAGCACUCAUCAAACUGGUGCCUGUUCUGAUCACUUUUGA
Dovyalis caffra is the source of this 1359-nucleotide messenger RNA. The record is from the annotation of a GenBank genome assembly. NCBI's taxonomy places the organism in Eukaryota, Viridiplantae, Streptophyta, Magnoliopsida, Malpighiales, Salicaceae.